AUGUCACAACCGCCGGAAAAGAAAACAACAAGUACAACUGAUGACAGCAAUCCCGCUACAAACAACAUAAACAAACCAACCAAAUCGGCAUUAAAAACUAGCGCAAGUCGUUCUAAUAACAGUACUAAUACUGGAACUAAGUUACCACCGAUUAAUAAGAAAACAUCGACGACCACCAAUGUCGUUGCUAACCAAAAGAAGAGACCAAUGACCGCUAAAGGGCCUAGAAAUAAGACCGGUCCUGCAGUGGGUAAAUUUAAGAAAACAGUUGAAAAAAAUGCUAAUAAUAAAAAGAAAGGCAAAAACGACAUAGGUAACGGUCAAGCUGUCAAGUUAAUUAAUCAGAAAGAAGAAAAUUUAAAUCAAAACACCAAUGAUACUAGCAAUAGUGCACCAAAUAAUGAUACUGUACCAAUAAUUAACGAGAUUAAAGAAGAGGAGGAACCGGCUAAUAGAACAAGCGGAGAUGAGGGAGAGCCUAGUGAAAUUAGACGAUCUACGACACCUAACAUUGAAGCAUUAGUUCAUAAAGCUGCAUUUCUUCUUGAACAUAAUGCAAGUGUAAGCUCACGACACAAUUCGCAAGUAUGGGGUAAAAACUCUUCAACAGGUAAAGAUAACCAGUCAGUAGAAGAAGGCCCUGUAACUAUGAAAGCUUCUAUCCCUGUCCUGCCAAUGUGGCUUGCGAUAAUUUGUUGUAUAUUCAAUUUUAUCAUUCCAGGCUCAGGAACGAUUAUUUCUGGGCUUAGCCUGCUCUGCCAUGAGGUUAAAAAGAAAAAGGAUCGCUUUCGAAAAUUAAAACAGUGCUUAAUUAACGUCAGUGUUGGUGUAAUACAGUUCGCUUGUAUCGUUUUUUGCUUAAUUGGCUGGUUUUGGAGCAUUAUUUGGGGUACAAUCAUGAUCGGUCUAGCUAGAGAGAAUGCAGAAACGAUAACGAAAUCUAGAGCAAGCUCGAUGCAAGCGUCAUCAUCCAGAGCUAGCACAUUUCGUGAUAGCAUAGCUGCAUAA
Molecule: messenger RNA, 1008 nt
Organism: Trichoplax adhaerens
Lineage: Eukaryota; Metazoa; Placozoa; Uniplacotomia; Trichoplacea; Trichoplacidae
Exons: 3
Coding region: 1-1008 (335 amino acids)
Source: RefSeq, a predicted model, not a curated record